AUAGAUGAUAUCGUAUUCCCUCCCCCUCUAUUGAGACAGGGCUUGUUACUUGUGAGAGUGUGCAUAUCUGCAGCUGGAGUAAGUUGGCCAAAUAGCUCAGAAUUAUCAGCUAGGACUGAUAACAGGUCUCCAAAUUCUCAGGUAGGCUGUUUCCUUGUCUUGCUUUCUGAAAUCCCCAGAACACAGGGGAUGUGACCCGGGUGUCUUCCACACACAGUGUUCUGUAGCAGAGCCAUUAUCCUUCCCCAGAUGUAGAAAAUAGAAAAGCUUUUAAAAUGUGAGGAAGAAUGAGAUGAAAAUGCGCAAUAUUAUUAUAGUGCUGAAGUUUUCCUUUGAUCAGAACUCUGUUUAUCAAGAUGGGAAGGGACCCAUGUCCAACCCUAAUCAGCCUUUCAGACCAGCUGAAUUCUUUCUCAGGGUCAUCUGUGCUUCUAGCUAAUUAACUGGUUCUACAAAGCUAAACAACUACAUAUUCUAGACAUGGGUAACCAAGAUACAAUAUAUGGGAGGUGGAUUGUCCCCUAUUGAUAAUACUGUACUGCUGUGUUUUUUAUGAUACCCGCCCUCCAAAUUCUAAUCUUGUAAACAUACAACAUAUUAAACACAUCCAUCUAAGUGGGUUUUAAGGUUUGCUGAUAACUACCUCCAAAUCUUAUUCUGCCUGCCUCCCACAAGCAUCAUUCACAUGUGUAUCUAAACCUGAAAGGAUGUCCUUGGCCUAUAUAGUUGAUGUCCCAGCCUAGGAUAUCUCAAAUUCUCCCCUUGCGGUUUGCAGGGGAGUUGUUUUUCUAGGAUGAAUGCAGCUGUCUUGUGGGAGGUGGGUUUUUUUCCUUACAGUGUCCCAGAAAUAUAGGAAUAAAGGCAGAUCUAGAAGAGGUUCAUUUUGUCCUUCUUUGACUGCAUUCAUUGCCUCCCUCCCAUUUGCUUAUGGUCACUAGCUGACAGGAGUCAGUCCCAUCCCACACGCUGGAGCUUGCCAAGUCCUUCCCACCUGGGCCUGGAGGAGAGACACCAAAGCGGGCAAGCUGAGUUUACAUACCUAGACCAGGUGCUGCUGGAAAAUAGAUGGGGUUCCACAGCUUUCUCCUUUGGCUUUUUAUGCUGGGACAGCAAAGUAGGUCAAUGGAUGCACUGAGUAAAAACCGUAGCUGUGUCUCCUAUGGAUCCAAUGCUCUGACUGAGGGACUGGAGCACCUUCAUGGCUUAAUCUUGGAAGAUGGCCGCAAUGGCACAAUCCAGUGUCCUCACAACCAGUGCUGUUUUGGCAUCUGGGAACUGAACCAAGGACAACUUCAAGCCAAGAUGCAAGGUUGCUGGAUUAAUGAAAAGGAAGCCUGUGAUUCUCCAGCUUGUGAGUUUCAUUCUUCGGCUGCCAUCACCUUGUCCUGUAGGUGCCGCUCUGAUCUGUGUAAUGCUAACAUCAGCUACGCCAAGCCUGGAAACAGACCGGCUGAGUCCUUGUCUAGUCCCCUCAGGAUUGUCUGGAUCGCCGUCACCUGCCUACUGAUCCUCCUAUGUUUCUCAGCAUUUCUAGUUCUAAGGCAUUGGAAAGUUCAUGCAGUGCUACUAAGACCAAAAGAAACUGGAGAACUCAACAAGGUAACUACAGGCUCAGAACUAAAGGAUGAGAAAAAACUGCCCAGGCUAGAGGUUCCAGAUCUUCAAUUCAUUCAGCUUCUCCACGAAGGGCAACUUUCUCAACUGUGGCAAGGAACCUUCGGCCAGCAACCUGUGGCCAUCAAGGCAUUUCCUCCUUUGUGCCACCAACAAUUUGCAUCUGAGUGGGCCGUGUACAGCCUCCCGUUGAUGAACCAUGAAAAUGUGGCACGCCUUGUGACUGCUGGAUAUGGGGGACCAAGUGAAGAACAAGGUGGUCUCCUGGUACUGACGCUGUACCCAUUGGGAUCCCUACGGAACUUCCUCAGCCAGCACAUUUGUUCCUGGGAGAUCAGCAUCCGGCUUGGAUCAUCCCUUGCCAGUGGCCUUGCUUUCUUACAUGAGGAGAAAUGGAAGGAAGGCCUGCAUAAACCUGGGGUGGCCCAUCGUGACCUAAGUAGCCAGAAUGUGUUGGUGCGAGAAGACAGGACUUGCGUCAUAACUGAUUUUGGCCUUGCCAUGACACUCCCUCUGCGACACCAGCAGUCAGGAAAAGAUCCUGCAGAAGCCAUCAUGCACAAGGCAGGAGCUCAACGCUACAUAGCUCCCGAAAUUUUGGACGAGAACCUGAAUCUGCAGGAUGUGGGCUCUUCACUGAGACAAGCUGAUGUCUAUUCCCUGGCACUGGUACUGUGGGAGAUCCUGAUGAGAUGCUCUGCGCUUUUCCCAGAGAACAGCGUUCCUGCAUUCCAGCUUGCCUAUGAAGCAGAAUUAGGUAACAGUCCUACAUACAGUGAACUGCGAAGGUUGGUUGUUGAGGAAAGAAGAAGACCAAUUGUCCCACCAGCUUGGACAAGAUUUGGGCAAGUAGCUAUUUCCUUGCAAGAGCUCCUGGAAGACUGUUGGGACCCUGAACCAGAGGCUCGUCUGCAAGCCGAGUGUGCCCUGCAAAGGCUGCAAAGGCUAGGCAUUGAGGAUCUGGUGAAAGAGUGCUGAGGUCAAAGCAUUUUAGGCUUUCCACUCAGAUUUGCUUGGACAUUUUUGCUUAGAAGAACUUUAUGUUUGGCUGAGAACAGCAAGAGGCCUUUAAGAGAAGUCCAUCCAGGUCCAUUUUCUCAAUAGGACCCUACUGGGACAUUGUCAGUGUGGAUGCAUUUUUGUAAGUGCUGUCUACUAAAUCAACUUGAUUUGCAUUUGUUAACUACUGUUAGGGGGGAGACCUAUACCAAACCUUUGUAGGAAGUCAGCAUUCCCCCCUCCCCAGAGAAUGAAAUAUUUUGGCAGAUAUUAAAAGAGGCAGAAUAUUAUAUUUCCCCAAAGGAAUAAUGGAGAAAAAUCUUAAAAGGCAGAAACCAGUCCCCCUACCCCAAGUGGAAAUUCAGGAAACCAGCUCUUUAGAAAUGCAGAUUUGGGGCACACCAUUCAUAAGCAAAAUGCCUUCAGCCUCCACAGCUCAUGGGAUUAAGAAUUUACAUUCCCCCACCCAAAAUCUAAAGAACAUGACCUUUAGGACGUAAUAGGAUUAAUCCUAAACCCUCUUCAGACUGAGCAAAAGACACAAAAGCCCACCUCAUUGCACAACCCAGAAACAUUUUCACUUCAAAGUCUCAGAGCCCUAUAAAGAUCCAUCCACUCUCAACUCCAUUGGGCAGCUGUCCCAGAACCACAUGCUGCUGGUGGUUCUGCUCAUCAAUAAAUUGGAAUCAAUUUCUAGGCAGUCUCCAUUUUUAUUUCCAGCAUCUUAGCCUCCAUUUUAUUUACCCCCAGCUUGGAACUGGAUCUGAUGGGUUUUUUUUCAACACCUUUGACCCUGGAAUUUUCAUAAUUUCAGUUCCUCUUUUUGGAACCUUAAGCACCCUUUCUUCAAAAAAUAACUCCCAGUGAACCCAAUGGGACAUUUCUGAAUACGUACUAUUUGCAUGGUUUACAGCAUGGGUUGCCCGGAUGCAAAAAUUAGUUUUAAGUGAAGAAUUCAGAUUCCUAAGAAAGAUUCUUAUCUGGAAUCGCUGAGAAUUAUGGAGGUGCAGUCCAACACAUCUAAAAGUCAUACAGUUGGAAAAGAUUUAUUCUCUUCCACUGGAAAAAAAAAUUCAUUCUUCUGCCUGCCUCCAGCUCAAUGCCUCUACACCUUCUUUUUACAAUAUUUUUUUACAAAAGUUUUGUUCAAGAUUGUUUAGGAUUAUAUGUCCUAACUGAUAGAGGGACUGUCAUUAACUUGAUGCAUUUUUGGUCUGAUGGGCUGUCCAGUCUAUGCCUGUUUUAAAAGGAGAGAAGGAAAGAAGAGGGUCUUUAAGCAGACCAUCCAGAGGGAGAUUGGGAGGGAAUCAAAUCACCUGGUCACCUCUUAUAUUUGUACUAUAUCUGUAAAUCUUUUUUCUUUCACCCAGGUUUAUAAAGAAGCACAUUCAGGCAUGUUUAUUUCUUAAUUCUUUUGUUGUUUGGGGAUUUUUUUUUCUUUUUUGCCAUGUAUUCUUUUGUGGUUCCUUCUCUUUUCUUUCCUAUUUUAUCUAGCUUUUGUAUUAAAAAUAAAAACUUCAGCCAAGACUGGUUUUAGUUUAUUUUUAUCUCUCCAGAAUGUAAUCUGAGGUCAGUGUUGAACAAAUAUAUCACUAGUAAUCUAAGGUUUACAUUGAUUUAAAACAAGCAUAUCCCUCGCUGCCAUUAAGAUGCUCACAAGAAGACAACAACAUAAGUGUGUCAAUUUUAACACGAAAACCGUAAUAAAAACAAUCAUGAAAAACAAAAAAACCCCAUUUUUAAAAAAUAAAAAUUAGGAAAUUUAUGACAUUCACAAUUUGAUAAAUCAGUCGGUGAAAGAGUGGUAGGAAGGGGAUGAAGGAAUUCCUCCGUGAACCUGUCCUCAUUCCAGAUAUUUUGGGACUACCAGUUCCAUAAUUCCUAGCCAGGUUUAGGGAAUACACUAAGUUGGGAGUGUUUUUCCAUAUCCUAGUUGAAGACAAGAGAGCCAAUGGAAUGGAGAGGUUCAUGUAUUCAAGAUGGGAUGGGGAGACACGUUUAACCAACUGAGGUUACUCAACAGGGCAGCUGUGAUGGAGCCUUUGAGAAUCCAGAGAUAAAGAGAGAAUAAACAAAAUGAACAGAAUUCAAAUAUCUAACAGGGGCAGGCAACUUUGGCUUUUAUGACUCGUGGACUUCAACUCCCAGAAUUCCUGAGCCAUUGCCUACUCCUGAUCUAGCAGAUUUAACGAGAGGACACACCCAGUACAGGUAGUCCUCAACUUACAACAGUUCAUUAAGUGACCUUUUGAAAUUACAAAGGCACUUAAAAAUGUAACUUAUGAACGUUUUUCACACGACCUUUGUAGCAUCCCCAUGGUCCCAUGAUCAAAACUCAGAUGCUUGGCAAUUGGUUCAUAUUUAUGACGGUUGCAAUGUUCCGGGGUCAUGGGAUUAUCUUUUGCCACCCAUUGCCAAGCAAAAUCAAAUGGGGAGGCCAGAUUCUCCUUAACAACGGUGUUACUCACUUAAGAACUUCAGUAAUGCACUUUAACAACAGUGGCGAGAAAGGUUGCAAAAUGGGACAAAACUCACUCAACAACUGUCUCGCUUAGCAACAGAAACGUUGGGCUCAAUUGUAGUCGUAAGUCGAGGACUAUCUGCAGUGUGUCGAGGGUACAAUGUAGAGCAUCCAUCUAGCUGUAAACCCAGCAUGGCGUUUUUGUUGUAAACCUUGCAGUAACCAAAUGUGCAAGAUAGAUGGCAGCUCUGGGAGUUUGAGGCACUAGCAUAUGGGGCUGGAUUACCUUGACUUAAAGUACGCUUUUGAGAUAAGGCAGCA
Messenger RNA from Crotalus tigris (Tiger rattlesnake), 5395 nucleotides. RefSeq names its product anti-Mullerian hormone receptor type 2 (gene AMHR2). The record is from RefSeq and is a predicted model, not a curated record. Gene Ontology annotation, biological process: cellular response to growth factor stimulus; BMP signaling pathway; protein phosphorylation. Gene Ontology annotation, cellular component: plasma membrane; signaling receptor complex. NCBI's taxonomy places the organism in Eukaryota, Metazoa, Chordata, Lepidosauria, Squamata, Viperidae. The coding region runs from base 1066 to 2592 and encodes 508 amino acids. The transcript is spliced from 10 exons. Gene Ontology annotation, molecular function: ATP binding; transforming growth factor beta receptor activity.